Messenger RNA from Mizuhopecten yessoensis (Yesso scallop), 2241 nucleotides. Its product is annotated as hematopoietically-expressed homeobox protein hhex-like. Gene Ontology annotation, biological process: cell differentiation; regulation of transcription by RNA polymerase II. Bases 469 to 1314 code for a protein of 281 amino acids. The transcript is spliced from 4 exons. NCBI's taxonomy places the organism in Eukaryota, Metazoa, Mollusca, Bivalvia, Pectinida, Pectinidae. Gene Ontology annotation, molecular function: DNA-binding transcription factor activity, RNA polymerase II-specific; RNA polymerase II cis-regulatory region sequence-specific DNA binding. The record is from RefSeq and is a predicted model, not a curated record.
AGUAUAUCACUAGCACAAGUGUUAAUAUCUUAACAUAAAACACGACGUUUCAAACCUUCCGGAUUCUCCUACGUGUGAUGUAAUAUGUGGCUGCUAGAUAUCGGAUCAUUUACGAGUACAACCUUAUAUGUUGAUAUUAAUACCGUACCCAUUGCUGGUUUGUGAAAGUGUCAGACUUCGCGAAAAAUACUGAUGACAUUUGAUAUAUCAUCGCACAGCAGGAAGCCAGAAGAUAAAUACACUUUAUUACAAGAUCGACUUGGGUCAACAUUAUAAUCUAUUUGUGUUAAUUUGACUUGAAACUGUUAUCGGAGUUUAACCAUCAAACGUUCUAUAAUCUCUGAAAGCUACCGGGUUCUGCAAUGGAAACCAUAUUCCACAGAUAGAAAAACAAACAUGACAAACGAGUAACAGUGUGACUGGAAGUGAUCGUACGAUUUCCCGUGGAAGGUUAGAGCACCAGGAACGAUGUUGCAUCCUGUCGCUCAACUCCAGCAGCUUAUGCCAGGGGGAGUCCCGGCCCUGUAUUCUCCAUCCCAUCUGCAUCACCCUGCUGCAGCAGCCGCCAUUGCAUCAUUACACUCACAGAGUGCAAGCCCUCCUUCAGGGCAAACCUCAUUUUUGAUAGACGAUAUUCUUGGCAAUUCCCAGACCUGUUCUUCUACUUCUGGAGCUGGACUUCACAAACCAACACCAAUCAACCCUGCCCAUGUGUCCUCGGGGCCUGUGACUGCUUCAAGCUUGUAUAAACCUCUGCCAAUGUACGAUGCCAACACCCUUUUGUCUCAAUCCUACUUUACAACGCCAGUGACAUAUCAAAAUACUCUCAUGAAUCACAUGUACACCGUCCCGUAUGCCAGACCAGAAUACUAUCUAGACCGCCAUGCAUAUGCCAAAGGUGGACCUAAACACUUUAUGUGGAACUAUCCUUUCAUACAAAGACCUAUGCACAAGAGGAAAGGAGGACAAGUGCGAUUUUCCAACGACCAAACAUUAGAACUGGAGAAAAAAUUUGAAGCACAGAAAUAUUUGUCACCACCUGAGCGUAAAAGGCUUGCUAAAGUACUUCAAUUAACAGAACGACAGGUGAAAACGUGGUUCCAGAAUCGAAGAGCAAAAUGGCGCCGAUUAAAACAGGAAUCUCCAUCAGGGGAUAAACAGGAGGAUGGUUCCGGUGAAAACAAAGACGAGCACUCCUCGAAGGGUGAGAUUGAUGAUAUCGAUAGGUGUACUUCUGAUGAGGAAGACUUCGAUAAUGAUAUCGAGGAUUCCGACGACGAAAUAGACGUUGGUAAGGAGUGCUUAACCAAAUAGAUCCGAAACGAUCCAAGACAUUUCACAAGAAAUGAGAUAUGGUUACCAUCAUAAGUUUGGUCUGAUGUCCGGCAUGUUGAACGUGUUACAUAUAUUGGUUUCAUGUCUGAAAUGUGUAGUGUGUACAGACACGAUCAACGCACCAAACCUUUUUGUUGAACACUGAGAUAGGAUUGGAACGAGUACACAAACUAUCAUGAGGAAUUUCCCAAAUCAAAUAUCAAUGGAGGAACAAAUAUCAAAGCUACUUGCUGGCGUAUCCUUAUAGGAAACGGCUUUUGAUGAUCGGUACAUGCUAAUAUUACAUUGAGCAUAUAUUGAUUAGACAUCGGUGGUUGAUCAUUAGAAGAUUCCACUACUAAGGGAUGGUUCCAGCACGACAUUUAUUAUAUUGUCGUGAUCUUGUCAACAUAUACAUUCCAUUUAAACGUGCUAAAUAGUGAUGAGCGUUAAAGUGCUAAUUAAGCGAGUCCACUGAUUGUUCAAGGAUACAGGGAACUGAUUGAGUAUCACUUGUGUGCACAAAAUGACUAAAGCUGCAAUUUAAAAUACGUGAUUCAAUUAGAAGUAGACUUGCCGGUAUCAAUGACACUUUUAGAAUAGGAUGGACGGAGAAACGCAAUAUGUACUACUUGUUUUUUUCUCUUCGAUAUACAAGACAUUCCGUUCCGGUCACGUAUAUUGUUUCUUAUCAUUGUUUUGAUAAUCAACAGUGGCAAUACAGUGACCUUCAGAAACAAGACAGGCCAUCAAGAUGCAAUUGUCAUAACAUCAAGAACCUCAUUGGACUAGAAAUUGUCAUAAUUAUUUACAUGUAUAAUACAAUAUAUUUAUAUAAAUGUUUUAUUUAAACAUAUUCAAUUAAUGAGAAUGUCUGCUGAUGAGUGGAAAUUGAUGAAUGCAUGUAUGAGAAAUAAAAUGUUAACA